AUGCGGAGCCAUCUACUUCUUCAACCCCAACUGCGCAUACUGAGGCCAUCACAAGCUCAGCUACGGCUUCCCCAGAGUGUGUGGGUGCGGUUCAAGUCGCAAACUCCCCGCCCGUCUCAAAAGCACAUCUCGGCUUUUCCAAAAGAAAAGGAAGCAGCUACAGCUACAGCGACAACUACAUCUGCAGUACAAAGGACGCUCACUCCGGCAAAAACAACCACACGAAAUGGACCACCGGAGCGGAUCUUGGUCUAUUAUGGAGGCACUGGCAGAGCCAUAUUCCUUGGAACUCUUCGGAUCACCACAGUGCUGCUCUUUGGUGCUGCCUGUUUAAUAGUUGCCCCAGAAGUCUCUGUGGCGGAUUACCCAUGGUACAGUGUUCCAGGUGUGAUUGCCGCUGGCUCUCUCCCAAUGCUGUUUGUUUCAUACACCGCCGCUCCAUACGUGAACUUUGUCCACUUGGCACUCCCAGCCUUUGCCAGAAAGUCCCGAGAGGCUGCUGUCCAGUAUGCCAAGGAGCUGCCCCCUACAGCCGUCCUGUAUCUCACCAGCAUGCGGUUCAAUACCAUUCCCCGACAGACAGCUGUGCGUAUUGGAGACCUUGUUCCAAAGAAGGAUAUGCUCCGGCCCGUCACCUUUGAGCACCUGAAGCCCGCGUCGCGACGUUGGUGGCAAGGUAGGGCUCCGACCCACUUCUAUACCGACUCCAGCAGCAAGCCUGGAAGACAGACUUCUGCCUUCUUCCCAGAGUUGUGGAAUGGAAUUUAUCAGCAAAUCACGAAGUCGAAGCCCCAGUCACGCUGA
This is a messenger RNA of Penicillium olsonii, 804 nucleotides long. The record is from the annotation of a GenBank genome assembly. Lineage: Eukaryota; Fungi; Ascomycota; Eurotiomycetes; Eurotiales; Aspergillaceae.